This is a messenger RNA of Sander lucioperca (pikeperch), 4703 nucleotides long. Its product is annotated as interaptin-like. The coding region runs from base 11 to 4402 and encodes 1463 amino acids. The transcript has a single exon. The record is from RefSeq and is a predicted model, not a curated record. NCBI's taxonomy places the organism in Eukaryota, Metazoa, Chordata, Actinopteri, Perciformes, Percidae.
GUUGAAGAGUAUGUUGUCAGAAAUUGUAAUGCAAAGACAAGAAAUGGCCAAACGACUGAAACAAGAGGCUGAGUUGGAAAAGACACAUCUUAUAGAACUAAAGGCAGGGCAGAAGCAAGACAGAGAGGAUCUGGAUAGAGAGAGUGAGAUGAUGAACAAAGAGAAACUGGAAAUGGAGCUGAUGAGGUGUGACAUCCUGAAACAAAGUGACAUAUUAGAACAAGUGAUACAAGAUCUAAAAGAGGAAAAAGACAAACUGGAAAUCACAAAGACUGAGCUACAACAGAAGAAAGAACAUGCAGACAGUCAGUUUGAUGAGAUCAACAGAGAGAAAACCAACAUUAAAGAUCUGACCCUUCAGCUUCAGAAAGAAAGAGACAAUCUUGACAAUGUCAUGAACAUGAUUAUCUUAAAACAAGAAGAACAACAACGCAAGGAAGAAGAGUUCAAAAGACAAACACAAGAACUGGAAACCAGUAAGAACAGUGUACUGGUAGAAAGAAAGGAACUGGAACUUUUGAGGAAGGAUCUCAACAGGAAGAAAGAAGAGAUUGAAGCUGCCAUGAACACAAUCAGUGGAGAGAGAGAACAACUCAAUCAGAUGAAGAGUAGUACUGACAUUGACAGACAAAGGCUCGAGAAAGAAAAGGUCAGAAUGGAAGGAGAAAGGUCUGAGCUAACAAUAAGAGAAGAUCAACUCUUGAAUGAAAUUAAAUCACUAAAAACUCUGAGGGAAAAAAUACAACAGCUAAAUGAAAAGAUGAGUGAAGACGUGAAAAACAAAAUGGAAAGAUUACAACAAAACAAUCAAGACGUACUAAUGCUGUACACUGUAUUGGAGCAAAAGCUUACAGCUCUAGAUGUUCAGAAAGAGAACCUGGCUGGAUACAGUGCCCUGUUAGAGAGAGAAAAGAAAAGUCUGAUAGGUAUAUUGUCAGACAUGGUCAUCCAGAGAGAAGACGUUGAAAAUCAAUGGAAGCAGAAGUUUGAGUUGGACAAACAAGAUCUUUACAAAUUGAAGUCAGAGCUGAAGCAAGACAGAGAGGAUCUGGAUAGAGAGAAUGAGAUGAUGAACAAAGAGAAACUAGACUUGGAGCUGAUGAGGUCUGACAUCCUGAAACAAAGUGACAUAUUAGAACAAGUGAUACAAGAUAUAAAAGAGGAAAAAGACAAACUGGAAAUCACAAAGACUGAGCUACAACAGAAGGAAGAACAUGCAGAAAGUCAGUUUGAUGAGAUCAACAGAGAGAAAACCAACAUUAAAGAUCUGACCCUUCAGCUUCAGAAAGAAAGAGACAAACUUGACAAUAUCAUGAACAUGAUUGCCUUAAAACAAGAACAACAACAACUCAAGGAAGAAGAGUUCAAAAGACAAACACAAGAACUGGAAACCACUAAGAACAGUGUACUGGUAGAAAGAAAUGAACUGGAACUUUUGAGGAAGGAUCUCAACAGGAAGAAAGAAGAGAUUGAAGCUGCCAUGAACACAAUCAGUGGAGAGAGAGAACAACUCAAUCAGAUGAAGAGUAGUACUGACAUGGACAGACGAAGGCUCGAGAAUGAAAAGUUCAGAAUGGAAGGAGAAAGGUCUGAGCUGACAAUAAGAGAAGAUCAACUCUUGAAUGAAAUGAAAUCUCUAGAACAUCUGAGGGAAAAACUGCAACAGCUGAAUGAAAGGAUGAGUGAAGACGUGAAAAACAAAAUCAUGAGACUGGAACAAAACAAUGAAGACUUACUGAAACUGUUGAGUGUUUUGGAGCAAAAGCAUGAGGCUCUGGAUAAACUGAAGGAAAAUAUGUCAUCUUACUCUGAGAUAUUAGAGAGAGAAAAAGAAGGGUUGAAGAGUAUGUUGUCAGAAAUUGUAAUGCAAAGACAGGAAAUGGCCAAACGACUUAAACAAGAGGCUGAGUUGGAAAAGACACAUCUUAUAGAACUAAAGGCAGGGCAGAAGCAAGACAGAGAGGAUCUGGAUAGAGAGAGUGAGAUGAUGAACAAAGAGAAACUGGAAAUGGAGCUGAUGAGGUCUGACAUCCUGAAACAAAGUGACAUAUUAGAACAAGUGAUACAAGAUAUAAAAGAGGAAAAAGACAAACUGGAAAUCACAAAGACUGAGCUGCAACAGAAGAAAGAACAUGCAGACAGUCAGUUUGAUGAGAUCAACAGAGAGAAAACCAACAUUAAAGAUCUGACCCUUCAGCUUCAGACAGAAAGAGAUAAACUUGACAAUGUCAUUAACAUGAUUACCUUAAAACAAGAACAACAACAACUCAAGGAAGAAGAGUUCAAAAGACAAACACAAGAACUGGAAACCAGUAAGAACAGUGUACUGGUAGAAAGAAAGGAACUGGAACUUUUGAGGAAGGAUCUCAACAAGAAGAAAGAAGAGAUUGGAGCUGCCAUGAACACCAUCAGUGGAGAGAGAGAACAACUCAAUCAGAUGAAGAGUAGUACUGACAUGGACAGACGAAUGCUCGAGAAAGAAAAGGUCAGAAUGGAAGGAGAAAGGUCUGAGCUAACAAUAAGAGAAGAUCAACUCUUGAAUGAAUUUAAAUCACUAAAAACUCUAAGGGAAAAAAUACAACAGCUAAAUGAAAAGAUGAGUGAAGACGUAAAAAACAAAAUGGAAAGAUUACAACAAAACAAUCAAGACGUACUAAUGCUGUACACUGUAUUGGAACAAAAGCUUACAGCUCUAGAUGUACAGAAAGAGAACCUGGCUGGAUACAGUGAGCUGUUAGAGAGAGAAAAGAAAAGUCUGAUAGGUUUACUGUCAGACAUGGUCAUCCAGAGAGAAGACGUUGAAAAUCAGUGGAAGCAGAAGUUUGAGUUGGACAAACAAGAUCUUUACAAAUUGAAGUCAGAGCUGAAGCAAUACAGAGAGGAUCUGCAUAGAGAGAAAGAGAUGAUGAACAAAGAGAAACUGGCAAUGGAGCUGAUGAGGUCUGACAUCCGGAAACAAAGUGACAUAUUAGUACAAGUGAUACAAGAUAUAAAAGAGCAAAAAGACAAACUGGAAAUCACAAAGACUGAGCUACAACAGAAGAAAGAACAUGCAGACAGUCAGUUUGAUGAGAUCAACAGAGAGAAAACCAACAUUAAAGAUCUGACCCUUCAGCUUCAGAAAGAAAGAGACAAACUUGACAAUAUCAUGAACAUGAUUGCCUUAAAACAAGAACAACAACAACUCAAGGAAGAAGAGUUCAAAAGACAAACACAAGAACUGGAAACCAGUAAGAACAGUGUACUGGUAGAAAGAAAGCAACUGGAACUUUUGAGGAAGGAUCUCAACAGGAAGAAAGAAGAGAUUGAAGCUGCCAUGAACACAAUCAGUGGAGAGAGAGAACAACUCAAUCAGAUGAAGAGUAGUACUGACAUGGACAGACGAAGGCUCGAGAAUGAAAAGGACAGAAUGGAAGGAGAAAGGUCUGAGCUGAAAAUAAAAGAUGAUCAACUCUUGAAUGAAAUUAAAUCACUAGAAAAUCUGAGGGAAAAACUGCAACAGCUGAAUGAAAGGAUGAGUGAAGACAUGAAAAACAAAAUCAUGACACUGGAACAAAACAACGAAGACUUACUGAAACUGUUGAGUGUUUUGGAGCAAAAGUAUGAGGCUCUGGAUGAACUGAAGGAAAAUAUGUCAUCUUACAGUGAGAUAUUAGAGAGAGAAAAAGAAGGGUUGAAGAGUAUGUUGUCAGAAAUUGUCAUGCAAAGACAAGAAAUGGCCAAACGACUGAAACAAGAGGCUGAGUUGGAAAAGACACAUCUUAUAGAACUAAAGGCAGGGCAGAAGCAAGACAGCGAGGAUCUUGAUAGAGAGAGUGAGAUGAUGAACGAAGAGAAACUGGAAAUGGAGCUGAUGAGGUCUGACAUCCUGAAACAAAGUGACAUAUUAGAACAAGUGAUACAAGAUAUAAAAGAGCAAAAAGACAAACUGGAAAUCACAAAGACUGAGCUACAACAGAAGCAAGAACAUGCUGACAGUCAAUUUGAUGAGAUCAACAGAGAGAAAACCAACAUUAAAGAUCUGACCCUUCAGCUUCAGAAAGAAAGAGACAAACUUGACAAUAUCAUGAACAUGAUUGCCUUAAAACAAGAACAACAACAACUCAAGGAAGAAGAGUUCAAAAGACAAACACAAGAACUGGAAACCACUAAGAACAGUGUACUGGUAGAAAGAAAUGAACUGGAACUUUUGAGGAAGGAUAUCAACAGGAAGAAAGAAGAGAUUGAAGCUGCCAUGAACACAAUCAGUGGAGAGAGAGAACAACUCAAUCAGAUGAAGAGUAGUACUGACAUGGACAGACGAAGGCUCGAGAAUGAAAAGGACAGAAUGGAAGGAGAAAGGUCUGAGCUGACAAUAAGAGAGGAUCAACUCUUGAAUGAAAUUAAAUCACUAGAAAUCUGAGGGAAAAACUGCAACAGCUGAAUGAAAGAUGAGUGAAGACGUGAAAAACAAAUCAUGAGACUGGAAGAAAACAAUGAAGACUUACUGAAACUGUUGAGUGUUUUAGAGCAAAAGCAUGAGGCUCUGGAUAAACUGAAGGAAAAUAUGUCAUCUUACACUGAGAUAUUAGAGAGAGAAAAGAAGGGUUGAAGAGUAUGUUGUCAGAAAUUGUCAUGCAAGACAAGAAAUGGCCAAACGACUGAAACAAGAGGCUGAGUUGGAAAAGACACAUCUUAUAGAACUAAAGGCAGGGCAGAAGCAA